AUGACAAAAUAUAUAUUGGCUUUUACGAUUCUUUGGAUUUUUGGAGGAUUGGUGAUUGAUGCAGCUUUUGACAAAAAUGCGGCCAUGGAUGAUUUUAUGGCAAAAUUGGAAGAGUGCAAAACUGAUGCUGGAGCCACGGAUGCUGAUGUCAAAGAUAUUCUAGGAAAGGUACCAGCAUCAACAGCCGAAGGUAAAUGCCUACGUUCGUGCAUUAUGAAAAAAUACGAAAUGAUGACUGUCAAUGGCACAUUUGUACCAGCUAUUGCUAUAAAACAUGCUGAAACAUUUUCAGCUGGUGAUGCUGAAAAAAUAAAGAAAGCCAAAGAGGUCGUCAAUACCUGUGCUCGCAUUAAAGUGUCUACCGAUCAUUGUCAAGCUGCUGAACAAUAUGGCAAAUGUUUUAUGAAGCAUGCAAUGGAUCGCGAUCUAACGCAAUUCAAAGUGUAG
Musca vetustissima is the source of this 447-nucleotide messenger RNA. Its product is annotated as general odorant-binding protein 28a-like. The record is from RefSeq and is a predicted model, not a curated record. NCBI's taxonomy places the organism in Eukaryota, Metazoa, Arthropoda, Insecta, Diptera, Muscidae. The coding region runs from base 1 to 447 and encodes 148 amino acids. Gene Ontology annotation, molecular function: odorant binding. The transcript has 3 exons. Gene Ontology annotation, biological process: sensory perception of smell.